Messenger RNA from Oreochromis niloticus (Nile tilapia), 1492 nucleotides. RefSeq names its product protein lifeguard 1. The coding region runs from base 283 to 1194 and encodes 303 amino acids. Lineage: Eukaryota; Metazoa; Chordata; Actinopteri; Cichliformes; Cichlidae. The record is from RefSeq and is a predicted model, not a curated record. The transcript has 12 exons. Gene Ontology annotation, cellular component: membrane.
AGGCUUUUCAAAUGCUGCAGCUUAAUGAUCUAUCAUUCCAGGAUACUGAAAUAUGAGGGAAAACCUUUAUUAAAUAUGUGAAAUCAAGCAGUAUAAACUCAUUCCAGUGCGGAUCAGUGCAGGUGGAAUACAGAAGCAAAAGUCCUGUCUCUGUGGGAACCAGCUGAUAGCAAGUAGACUUUGCCCUGAAGGAAACCGAAGCUACAGGAAGAGCAGCCGAGCGCGGUCUCAGUCGUCACAGCAGAGUUUUGUGUCUGAUAAAAUUUGCUGACCUUUGGGCAAAUGGACCAGACUUAUGACAACAGAAACGGUGGAUAUCCUCAGCCCCCUCCGUACAGCCCCAGGGACCAUGGACAGAGUUCGUAUACUGGGAUGAGCUAUGACGUGGAGAAGGGCAGCGUUGCAGUGGUCUCCCCUCCUGGCACCUAUGAUAACAUGGUCCAUCCUGUGGGCCCGGGAGCAGGUGGAGACAACCAGCAGUGUGAUCAGUCUCCACCCGUGUACUCUCCCGGCUUAGAGGAUAGUGCCUUCAGUGACGCUGCCAUACGGAGAGGUUUUAUAAGGAAAGUCUACUUGACCUUGAUGAUUCAGCUGCUAGUGACUGUUGGGAUCAUCUGCGCUUUUCUUUACUGGGACACACUCAGGAAAUGGGCAUGGAACAACUACUGGUUCACCUACACCAUGAUGGCGGUGGUACUAGUCCUCAUUGUGGCCUUGUCAUGCUGUGACAGUCUCCGUCGUCGAGUCCCCCUCAAUUUUAUUGCCCUGGGUCUGUUUACUGUUGCAGAGGGCCUGAUGCUUGCAUCUGUGGCGGCGUCUUUUGAUGCUGAAGCAGUCAUGUGGGCUGUUGGGGCAACAGCACUUGUGUCCCUCUCCCUGAGCCUGUUCGCCAUGCAGUCAAAGUGGGACUUCACCACAGCAAGUGGGUGCCUGUGGGUGUUUACCUGGACCCUCUUUUCAUUCGCCCUCCUCUGUGCAAUCCUCCGAUCACAGUAUGUUUACAUCGUAUAUGCCUGCCUGGGAACCCUGCUGUUUUCUUUAUACUUGGUGUUUGACACUCAGAUGAUCCUGGGUGGAAAACACAGAAAGUAUCAAGUCUCUCCCGAGGAGUACAUCUUUGCUGCGCUCAACCUCUAUUUGGACAUCGUCACCCUGUUCCUCUUCUUGCUGCAGCUCAUCGGCCUCUGCCGCUGACACUUAAACUCCAUGGCAGGAUUUCCCCUAAAGAUACUCUUCUUGCACACAUGCAAUCAAUUCUUUGAGUUUGGUAAACACAGACAGCCAGUCUCCCAGACAUGGCUUAAGCCCAGCUUAGAAUAAAAGCAAAAACACUGAAGAUCUCCACAGAAAAACUUUUUUUGGUCCAAGUCUAGGCUUAAGCCAUAUCUGGGAAACUGAGCCCAUGAUUCAUAUUGAAUAAGGCUCCAGACAUCUGUCAGUAUAUUCAAGUUUGCCUAUGAUUGUCAUGUGUUAUGCACUGCAAUCUGCUUUA